Messenger RNA from Gordionus sp. m RMFG-2023, 1134 nucleotides. Its product is annotated as solute carrier family 2, facilitated glucose transporter member 1-like. The record is from RefSeq and is a predicted model, not a curated record. The coding region runs from base 1 to 1134 and encodes 377 amino acids. Lineage: Eukaryota; Metazoa; Nematomorpha; Gordioida; Chordodea; Parachordodidae. Gene Ontology annotation, molecular function: hexose transmembrane transporter activity. Gene Ontology annotation, biological process: monosaccharide transmembrane transport. Gene Ontology annotation, cellular component: membrane. The transcript is spliced from 6 exons.
AUGAAUAAAGGAGUUACAUCUGGUGCAGUAUCUAUAUAUUUAGCGGAAAUAUCGCCCACGAAUUUGCGAGGAUCUAUGUGUUCAGCUCACCAAGUAAUGCUAAGCUUCGCUAUAUUAAUUUCGCAAUUAUUGGGAUUACCACAAGUUAUGGGCACAAGCCAGCUUUGGCCUAUAUUAUUCGCAUUAACCAUCAUUCCAGCAAUAAUUCAGAUAUCACUUCUCCCAUUUCUGCCCGAAUCUCCGAGAUAUCUUUUAAUAUACAAGGAAAAAGAGCAGAACGCGAAAAAAGCUCUCAUAAUUUUGAGAAAUUCUCCUGACGUAGAGGACGAAAUAGAACAAAUGAAAGUGGAAUAUCAGGAUCAAAAAAGAUUGCCUCCGGUAACUUGGGCUGAUAUGGUCAAGAAGCAGGUUUAUAGAAAACCUCUAAUAAUUGCUAGUGAGACCAGCAUAUCACAACAGUUAACUGCUAUAAGUGCGGUACUCUCAUACUCCACGGCAUUAUUUAUAUCAGCGGGAGUAGCCGUAGGAUAUGCUACAUAUAUAACCUUAGCUUUGGGGCUACUCUAUUUUUUGCUAUGCACCUUGUCUUUAUUGAUUAUAGAGAAGGCAGGGAGAAGGACAUUAUUCUUAACCGGAUUGGGUGGUAUGUGGUUCUGCACAUUAUUAAUAACCAUAAGUCUGGGUAUUGGAAAUAGACAUGGGUUAGAAUGGGUCUCUUUACUAGGAGUUGUUUUCAUAUUCGGCUAUGUAGGAUUUUGCGCAAUUGGACCAAGUGUGAUCGCGUGGUUCAUUCCAGCUGAAUUAUUUACCCAAUCAUCGAGACCAAAAGGAAUGAGUAUAGCAGUGGGAUUCAAUUGGCUCUCUAGCUUCUUGGCCGUGUUUUUGUUUCCUAUAUUAUUGUCGGCAUUACAGGAUUACAUAUUUCUGGUGUUCACGGUAUUACUGGCCCUUUUUUGGCUUUUUACAUACAACUAUCUGCCAGAAACGCAAGGUAGAACGUCAGACGAAUUAGCCAGACUCUUCAUGACCCCUUCUGAAAUCAAUAGAAUUCACAAAUUUUGGCGAAAUUAUCACUUUCGAAAGCCGCGAACUCAUCCCCAUCGUCAUAAUCAUGACCAUGAUACUCGAUUAUAA